Messenger RNA from Candidula unifasciata, 222 nucleotides. Lineage: Eukaryota; Metazoa; Mollusca; Gastropoda; Stylommatophora; Geomitridae. The record is from the annotation of a GenBank genome assembly.
CAAGCAACCACUGUACAGUAAACCCGUGUCAGAAUGGUGGACAGUGUGUCAAUGUGCAACGUGGGUUUGCAUGUGUGUGUGCUGAAGGUUACAGUGGUGACACAUGCGAGCGAGCACAGUGCACAAGUAACCCUUGCCAGAACGGAGGCACAUGUGAGAAUGGUGGGAGAAAUUUUGUUUGUCGUUGUCCACCAGGCUUUGCUGGCAAGGACUGUAGCAGAA